GGGGCUGGCCCAUACAAUUUUUACUCAAACUUGCCCACCCCGAACACCUCACCCUACUCCCCCCCAAGGUCACCCUCGUCGGCAUAUUUUUGUCGAUGUACCGUCGACCCAACCACACUGUAUACUUUUCACCCUCCCCCUCUUCUUCUUCAUUUGCUAACCCUAAUUCCUCCACCACCGUUCACCAAAUUCAAUUCCGCUGUCGCCGUCUCACCGUCGACUCCGAUGUCCGACGACGAUCUCGUCGCCAGUCCCUCCUCAAAUAACAAUUCUUCGUCUCUGCCUCCGUCUCCAUCACCUCCACCGCCCUCAACCAACACCGAACUAGCUAUUCCUCCGCCACCGCCGACGAUCCAGCCGGCGUCAACUCGACCGGCAGCUUUUCCCGCUCGUGAGGACUGCUGGUCGGAGGCGGCGACUCAUACUCUGGUCGAAGCGUGGGGGUCCCACUACCUGGAGCUAAAACGCGGUAAUCUCCGGCAGAAGUACUGGCAGGAGGUGGCUAACGCCGUUAACGCCCUUCACGGCCACACAAAGAAGCAAUAUCGCACAGAUAUACAGUGCAAAAAUCGCAUCGAUACAUUGAAGAAGAAGUAUAAGAUCGAAAAAGCUAGGGUUUCUCAAUCCCAUGGCCGGUACGUCUCCCCGUGGCCGUUUUUCAACGGCCUCGACGAUCUAAUCGGCGACAAUUUCAAAUCGUCGCCGGCUCCGGUAACAGUCGCUCCUCGCCGGAAGACACCUCCGAUGCUUCUCCCCCUGCCUUCUGCCGUGCCGGUUGGUCCACGGUCAAAGCGGCCGGCGGCAUCCAUGGAGGACACCGUUUCCCGGAGAAAUUUCUCCGCCAUGGCGGCAGCCGCUGCAGCUGCUGCCUCUGAGGAAUCGGAUGAAGAGGAGGAGUCGGAGACUUCAAGUCCGGCGGCCAUAACUCUGGCCGGCGCUCGAAAGGAGGAGAGUGGAGCAUUGGCAGAGGGUUGUAGUAGGUUAGCUGAGGCAAUAGGAAGGUUUGCAGAGAUAUACGAACGGGUUGAAGAUGCUAAGCAGAGGCAAAUGGUGGAAUUGGAGAAGCAGAGAAUGCAAUUCGCAAAGGAUUUGGAGAUUCAAAGAAUGAAACUCAUUAUGGAGUCACAAGUCCAGCUUGAAAAACUUAAACGCGCUAAGAGCAAUUCACAAGCUG
Nicotiana tabacum (common tobacco) is the source of this 1174-nucleotide messenger RNA. NCBI's taxonomy places the organism in Eukaryota, Viridiplantae, Streptophyta, Magnoliopsida, Solanales, Solanaceae. The record is from RefSeq and is a predicted model, not a curated record.